This is a messenger RNA of Vitis riparia (riverbank grape), 726 nucleotides long. RefSeq names its product vegetative cell wall protein gp1-like. The coding region runs from base 1 to 726 and encodes 241 amino acids. The transcript is spliced from 4 exons. The record is from RefSeq and is a predicted model, not a curated record. NCBI's taxonomy places the organism in Eukaryota, Viridiplantae, Streptophyta, Magnoliopsida, Vitales, Vitaceae.
AUGGCACGAACCAGAGGCGCUAAAACUUCCUCUCCGUCCAGCCGAAAGCCAGCGCCGCACGAGGCGCCUAUUCAAGCAUCACCCUCUGAGCCUCCACGGCCAGAAGUUGCUCCGCCACCUGUGAAGGCCACGCCAAAGAAGCGGCAGUCCCCUGUUCCAUCUCCAGAGCCCUCUCCGGUGCCAUCUCCGGCACCGCCGGCGAAGCCUCAAGCAAGCCAGCCGCCACCUUCUGAGCCCCAAAUUCCGUCUGAAACAGCCCCUGAAGUGAUACUCAGGCGUCCAAUGCUCACUCAACCACCAAUUGAAGAGCCUCAGCUGGAACGCAAGAGGAUAUGUCGAGAUGUGUUUACUUUUGACAAAUGGAGCAACAUGACAGCUUAUAGGAUGGAGCAGCUAGAGCUCCCACAGCCAGCUCAGAUGCUAGCUGCUAGGAGAGCAUCUCCACGUCUUACACCUGAGGGUAUACCUAUUGCCUUUCCUUCCAUAGCCAGAGCCCCUCCAGUCCCUCCAGUUACUCCAGCUUCAGCACAGCCCUCCACUUCAGAUGAGCCAAGGAUGGCCAUCCCUAUUUCUGAGUAUAGGGAUUUGUGUCAGCUUCAGCAUCAUCUUGGUCUCCCAGCAGCUGAUGAGCAUCUCACUCCUACCACUGCAAUACCACAUUCUCAGGCCACAGAGCCUCAGGCCCCUCAUGAGCCAGUCACUGAAGAGGUAGAGCCAUCUGCUUAG